Molecule: messenger RNA, 2616 nt
Organism: Aspergillus thermomutatus
Lineage: Eukaryota; Fungi; Ascomycota; Eurotiomycetes; Eurotiales; Aspergillaceae
Product: polysaccharide lyase family 26 protein
Exons: 1
Coding region: 1-2616 (871 amino acids)
Source: RefSeq, a predicted model, not a curated record
AUGACGGGCAAUUUGCGGUGGCUGGCUAACUAUGGCCAUGACUCGCUGUCAAACGGAGUCUCCUUUGGUAUGCCUUGGCCAAAAGGUCUGUAUCAGCCUGGUCAGGUUUUUGUCAUUGAAGGCAAUGGUCAGGAAUAUACUCUAGAUUCGAGAGAAAUUGCCUACUGGGCUGACGGGUCACUCAAAUGGACGGCACACUCGGUCAGUGGACACGUUGGGUACAGCGAGGAGUACACUGUCAAAGGCUCCUCCAGAUCUAAGGACAAGGAUGCCGGUGUUGUCAUCGAGAAAGGCGAUGCAAGUAUCACAGUCACUACGCGCCUUGGUCUGCAGGUCAUAUUUGCAUGCUCAGGAAGUUCAUCGUUGUUCGAAAGCGUUUCACUGUAUGGCCGCGCUGUGUGUUCUGGCGCCACUCUUGUCGCGUCCGUCGAUCACAAGGAGUAUUCGACCAUUGUCAGCAAAGUUGAAGUGGAGAAUGCUACGUCCUCCAGAGUAGUCAUCAAAGUCUCUGGGACGAUGGCCUCCCCUGGCGCUGAGCACCUCCCGUUCGAUGUGCGGGUCUAUAUAUACUCCGGCGCGUUACCCAUCAAGAUCCUGCAUUCUUUCGUCCACGAUCUGGACGCAGAUGAACCUCUAACAUCACUGGGAAUUCGUUUCUCAGUCCCCUUAGAGAAAACGGAGCUAUAUAACCGGCACGUUCGUUUUGCAGGUUCCGAUGGAGGCAUCCUCAAGGAAGAAGUCCAAGGACUGUCUGGAUUACGACACGGCCCAACAGUCACCAACCGGAUUGAUCAAACAGCAGGACGAGCUGUCAUUCUCAAGCAAGAAGAGUGGAUCAAGACAGAUCUCUCUCAAGCUCUAUCAUACAUUCCGUCCUUUGACUCCUACACCCUCUCGCAGCUAUCCUCCGACGGCUUCACCAUCAAGAAACGGACGAAAAAGGGCUGCUCCUGGGUCAAGGUGACCGGCGGUGGUCGCGCAGAUGGGACCGUGUAUCUAGGCUCAGCCAGACACGGCGGCGUAGCCGUUGGCAUGUCCGACUUCUGGGAACGGUACCCGACUCAGCUCGACCUGGCCAAGCUCACUCAGGGCGAGAGUGCGAUCACCGUGUGGCUUUAUUCUCCCCUUGCAGAACCGCUCGAUACUUCCCCAUACCAUGAUGGACUCGGGCUGGACUCAUACGAGAAACAGCUGCAUGCACUCGACGUCACAUACGAAGACUACGAACCGGGCUUUGCCACUGCCAACGGUAUCGGAAGGACGAACCAAUUCUUCCUCAAGCCGUACACAUCUACCCCUUCCAACCAGGAACUGAGCUCUUUCUCGGCUCUCGUUAGAAAUCCUCCGCGUCUAGUACCAACAACCGAGUACAUGCACUCCACUGGCGUCUUCCACGGCUGCUGGUCACCCGCCCACAAACAGCCUCCGCCGGCGCAAGAAAUGGCCAUCGAGCACAACCUCGACCUUUUAUUCAGCCACUAUCAGAGACAGAUAGAGCAACACCGCUGGUACGGCUUCUGGGACCACGGGGACGUGCAGCACACCUACGACCCCUACCGGCACGCCUGGCGCUACGACGUAGGCGGCUUCGCCUGGGACAACUCGGAGCUCUCGACCGAUCUCUGGCUGUGGCUAUACUUCCUGCAUACCGGUCGCGGAGAUGUGUUUAGGACGGCCGAGGCAAUGACCAGACACACCAGCGAGGUAGACGUGUACCACGCAGGCCGGUUCAAGGGUUUCGGCACGCGGCAUGGCGUCCAGCAUUUCAGCGAUAGUUCGAAGCAGCUUCGUAUCUCGAAUGUGCUCUACAGGCGGAUAUACUUUUACUUGACCGGCGAUGAACGCACGGGCGAUUUGAUUUCUGAGCUGCAGGACUGUCAAUUCGCCCUAAUGACUCUCGACUCGCACCGUAAAGUGCAAGCACACGCUGAUGUCCCAGAGGGCUUCGCCAUGACGAACAUCGGUCUUGAUUGUGGUGCACUCGCGGCAGCAUGGUUGACGGCGUGGGAACGACGGACUGAAGACUGGGAACAUCCCCGCGCCCUCUUGAUCAAAUUGUUAGACGGCAUCGCCGGCCUGAAACACGGAAUCGGCAACAACGCCAUCCUCCUGAACCCAACCACGGGAGAGAUCCGAGAAUGUCCCCCGCCAACGCCGGAGUACGCCAUCUCCCACCUCUCCAUGCUCUUCGGGUUCCCCGAGACAUUUGUUGAGCUUCUUGACUACGCGCGCGACAUGCACCCCGCCACCGUCAACAACUUUAUGGCCCUAUGGCUCUCCUAUUGCAAAGCGUAUAAUGGGGGGCCUGAAGUCCAGCGUAGGGAAUUCGGGUUCGAGUUUCCGGGCCAUGCGACCUGGCGACAGAGUCAUUCUACGCUUACGGCGUUUGCGGCCGUUCAGCUGAAGAGUGAGGACCUGGCUCGCGCGGCUUGGGACCAGUUCUUCCACACUGAUGGGUACACGGAGAGUCAUGAGUGGAGAGUUGUCGAGACUGCGCCGCCCGAGUACUUUACGCAGGGGGAGGAGGCUGCUUGGAUUACGACGAACGAGGCAGCGAGGUAUGGGGUGUCUGCCAUCUUCAAUCUGGCAAAUAUCCGGGAGUACUUGAAGCCAUAG